UGCGCGUGCGAAAAAGAGACCUAAAGCUCUAAUACCAUGUUAGGAAUAAGCAACUUGUAUUCCCAUGAGGCCAUAGGCCGAUAUAUAUACAUGUACAGGUGUGGUACAUAUGCAGGAAACCCCUUAUACUACGGGAUAAAUACAAAGGGGUAUACAUGACUUAUAUUAUAACUCUAACAUUUCUAACUAACUUGCCGAUCAUUUUCCUUGUCAUACUUUUAGGAAGCUUGGCUACAUCAUUUUAUAUCAGGUCAACUUGAGCAACAGAACAAGAAUGAAAAUGACUGAAGUAGGGGAACCAAAGCGUUUCAGUAAGUAAUCAUUUCACAAAAUUGCAAGUAUGAGUUUAUCUGCAACCAGCUCAUUCCUUUGUUUCACUCCAUUUCUGUACUUGAAACAGUGCACCGAUCUGAUACAUGAACCCACAGUAUUGGUCUUGAUUCUGCCUGAUAAUGUGUGGGUGUAAUAACACUUGUCAAUGUGCCCCAUACAUGUAUUGAUUAUCAGGCGCCGCAAGACAUGGGCCGUGGGUGCCAAAUGAUCGAAGAGACCAGUCAGCAUCAUGACACUGCUGAAUCUGAUACACUGUGAGUACUGGCCUCCAAGUCGUCUCUCCCACCAGCACUUCAUCUCCUGUUGUUCAAAGCUUCCUCCCACUUGCAGCGGCGAUGUACGAGUAGCAUGAGACUCACACAAGCUCCUCAGUAUGGUCUCUCUCCCUCUCUAUGUCUCUGUGUCUCUCUCUUCGCAGUUCCGCUUUCAGUUUAAUAUUUCCUGCAUGUGACUGCCAUUUGGACCAUAGUUUGGUUUUGUCCCUAUAGGUCAGGGUCUUGGACUGGGCUGUGCACUGUGUAGAUCAGAAGAAGCUUACUUCCUCUUGCCUGCCCUUUGGGUUUCUCGGUUUGCAGCUGCCACUAUUUAACACCCUAGUAGCCACUCAUUUCUUUCUCCCAUGCACAACUUGUCUUCCCUCUCUUCCAACACCAUUUCUUCUUAGCUCCUCUCCGUCCCUGUCUGCCACCACUUCUGUCCCUCAAACUUGUCUCACUCCAACCAUAAACCCGCACUGUCUUGGGCUCUCUCUGCCAAGUAUCCAAUUCCUAAGUACAUCCGAUCACUCACAUUUGCAGUGAUGUCGAGCCGUAGGUCAAGGUCAAGGCAGUCCGGCUCGUCGAGGAUCACUGACGAGCAAAUCAGCGACCUUGUCUCCAAGUUGCAGGACCUCCUUCCCGAGGCGCGUCUCCGGGGCAAUGAUAGAGUGCCAUCUUCAAGGGUGCUGCAGGAGACGUGCACCUACAUCAGGAGCUUGCACCGGGAGGUGGACGACCUGAGCGAGAGGCUGUCGGAGCUGCUGGCGACCUCGGACAUGAGCAGCGCGCAGGCGGCAAUCAUCCGCAGCUUGCUGAUGUAGAGCCGGCUCCCAUGCAGUGCGCAGGCGCCUCGUCGCUGUCUUGCUGAGCGCACAAGCCUGAAUUUGAGCGUUUGUAGCCUAGGGAGCGAUCUUUAAUUAGUACCGGAGUUGCAGGUUACCUACUUAAUCCGCGUGUGUGCGCUGUCGUCGUGUCAUCAUCGUCUUAAUCAGGCCCAUCUUUUUUGUGUGUGUACUUAAAUCAAGUCGUUAAAUCAAACCCCGCCCGUGGUUC
Triticum aestivum (bread wheat) is the source of this 1643-nucleotide messenger RNA. Its product is annotated as transcription factor ILI6. Gene Ontology annotation, biological process: regulation of growth; regulation of DNA-templated transcription. The record is from RefSeq and is a predicted model, not a curated record. Gene Ontology annotation, molecular function: protein dimerization activity. The coding region runs from base 1133 to 1411 and encodes 92 amino acids. The transcript is spliced from 3 exons. Lineage: Eukaryota; Viridiplantae; Streptophyta; Magnoliopsida; Poales; Poaceae.